Miscanthus lutarioriparius is the source of this 864-nucleotide messenger RNA. The record is from the annotation of a GenBank genome assembly. Lineage: Eukaryota; Viridiplantae; Streptophyta; Magnoliopsida; Poales; Poaceae.
AUGGUGGGUCUCUCUGAAGGGGAGAAGCACUUCAUCCGCGGCGGCAUUACGCAGGACCUUCGCACUGAUGGACGUAAGCGACUGCAGUUCCGGGCCCUCUCCGUCCAAACUGGAGUCAUUCCACAGGCGAAUGGCUCAGCGCGUGUUAGAUUGGGGGCCACUGAAAUAAUUGCUAGCGUCAAGGCUGAACUUGGAAAACCAAGCAUUCUUCACCCUGACAAAGGAAAAGUUUCCAUUUUUGUUGACUGUAGUCCAACCGCUGAGCCUAUGUUUGAGGGUAGAGGUUCUGAAGAAUUGUCUGCUGAGCUCUCUGUUUCCCUGCAAAGAUGCUUGCUGGGUGGUAAAAGUGGUGCUGGUGCUGCAAUUGAUCUGUCGUCCCUAAUUGUUGUUGAGGGAAAGGUCUGCUGGGAUCUGUACAUUGAUGGGCUUGUGGUCAGUUCUGAUGGUAAUUUGCUAGAUGCACUAGCUGCUGCGAUAAAGGUUGCUUUGAGUGAUACAGGUAUACCAAAAGUUAAUGUUUCUGUUAAUGCUGCAUCUGACGAGGAGCCUGAAGUUGAUGUAAGCGAUGAGGAAUUUCUGCAGUUCGACACCUCCAGUGUGCCUGUUAUUAUUACAUUAACCAAGGUGGGUCGGCACUACAUCGUUGACGCCAACUCAGAGGAAGAAUCCCAGAUGAGUUCAGCAGUGUCGGUAUCAGUCAACAGGCAUGGCCAGAUAUGCGGGCUUACCAAGAGGGGAGGUGCAGGGCUGGACCCAAGCGUCAUCUUCGAUAUGAUAUCUGUCGCCAAGCAUGUCAGCCAGCAGUUCAUCUCUCUCUUGGAUUCAGAGAUUGCUGCUGCCGAAGCUGAAGAGGCUGAGUGUUGA